Molecule: messenger RNA, 6610 nt
Organism: Caenorhabditis auriculariae
Lineage: Eukaryota; Metazoa; Nematoda; Chromadorea; Rhabditida; Rhabditidae
Source: the annotation of a GenBank genome assembly
AUGCCGCCCAAGAAGGCAGGUGGAAAGAAGAACAAAAAAGAUGAAUGGUUUGUACUGUCAUUGUUUUCAAGUAUAUAAACUACUUCAGGGAUGACGAUGCCGCUGAAAAGAAAAUUGCGUCGCUGUCGAUUCAAAAAGAAGAAAGCCCUUUUGACGAAGAUGAGCCUGUGAAACGAGCGCCGCCAAAGAAGAACAAGCUCGCCGCGUUCAGUAUGCUGGUGAGAUGAUCACUUUAGAAGUUAAGAUCAUUCAAUAAACUUGAGGAGGAUGAUGAUGAGGUCGAAGAGAAAGAGCCGUCUGACGAAGAACAAGAGGUCGUAGUUGUGGAGGAGAAAAAAACAAAGAAAGAGAAGAAAAAGGGCAAGAAAGAUAAAAAGGUUGAUUUCGAAAAGAAUUACUUUGAUUGAAACAAUUAUUUAAGGGUAAAGCAGAUGACGACGACGACCUCGACGCUAUUCUGGCCAGCAUCGAAAGUGGCGAAAAAGCCCAGAAGCCGAAAACUGCUGAGCCAGUCGCUCCUCCGCCUGCUCCUGUGACUGCUCCUGCUUCGGAACCGUCUGCAGGCCCCGAAGAAGCUGUUGCAGGUUUUGCUGCUUAUUAACGUUUAGAAGUUUGUAGUUUCCAGAACCUGUAGAAGGAGAAGCCGUCGAGGAAACGGAUGAUAAGAAGAAAAAGAACAAGAAGAAGAAGAAGGGAGCCAAAGACAAGGCUGAAGAGGUGGCUGAAUUUCGCACUUUUGUGGGAAGUUACGAUCUUUUUCAGGAUGGCGAAAAAGAAAAGGAAGAAACACCUGAACCAGGUCCAUCAAAGGAAAAAGAAGACGAGGAGGACGCUGGCUCAGGAGAUGAGGCGGCGGAUGACAAGGACAAGAAAAAGAAGAAGAAGAAAAAGGACAAGAAAGAAAAGAAGGAGAAGGAGGAGAAGCCUAAGAAGAAGACACAAGUAAGAAAUAAUUUCUACCUUGCUUUUAUUCAAACUUUUUUUAGAUUGAUAAAAUCAAAGAGUUCUUGAAAUUGCAACAAGAGGCCAAGGAAGAAGAAGAACGGAUUAAACGCGAGGAAGAAGCCCGUUUGGAGGCUAUUGCCAAGCAACAGGAAGAAGAGGUAAAAGAUGUUACGAUCUUUAAUUAUAAUUGGCAUACCCUUAGGAACGACUGGCCAAGGAAAGGAAGGAGGCCGAAAAGGAGAGAAAACGUCUGGCGAUUGAGAAACAAAAGGCCGAAGGAACUUAUCUCAGUGCUGCUCAGAGGAAAAAGCAGCAGCAGACCUUGGAGAAGCUCGCUGCUGCAGGAAGUUGGUACUUUUUAGAGCAAUCAGGAAGUUAUCUGGUUCAGUCACCCUUCCUUCUGGGCGCGAAGAAGCCGAAGAAACUGAAAAGAAGAAACCAGUCGUUUAUAUGGAUAAGAGGUUUUAUAUUUUCAACUAAGCGGUUUUAUCAUGGCUUUUAGAACGCUGAAAAGACAACAGGCCCGUGAGCAGAAAAAGAAGGAGAAGCUCGGAGAGGGAAAAGAUGCCGGUUUGAAACUUCAGUAAACGUUCAUAAUUUGUGAGUUGUUCAGCUGAAAGUGCUGAGCCGGCCGAAGAUUCGCCGGAACCGGUUAAGGAGGAAGUUGUGGAAGACGCUCUCGCUAUCGAAGAAGUAAUCUAGAAACAUUCUAAAAGCUUCUAAGGACUUUUUUUCAUUAGGAAGAAGAAUCCAAAGAAGCAGAGGAAGAAGAGCCGCUCGAUGACUGGGAAAUGGCCGAGGAAGUCGAAGAAAAAUCUGAAAAAGUGGAAAAGAAAGAUAUUGCCAAACCCGAUACUGCACCUAAAGACGUUGCCAUGAUGGUUCGAUCGUUUUGGAAAAAAAAAUGUUAGAAUAUUUUUUACAGAGCGACUCUUCAGACGAUUCGGAGGCGGAGAGUGAAGAAGGAAGCGAUGAAGAAGAGGAGGAAAGUUCCUCGGAAGAUGAAGCUGGAAAAGGUCGAGAAACUAAGGAGCAAAUCAUGGAACGAGUCAAGCUCCGAAUCAAGGUCUGUUCAGAUAAUACAGAAAAAUAAUUCAAAAAAAGCAUCUUUUUCAAAUAGUAAGCUUGUUGCAGAAACGACGUGAAGACGCGGAAUCCAAGCGCUCCACGGAUAAUCUUCGUUCUCCCGUCAUUUGCGUUCUUGGCCACGUCGACACAGGAAAGACCAAAAUGCUCGAUACGGUUUCCUAACUUUUUUCGAACUCUCAUUCAAUUUCUUUUUCAGAUCCGACGGACGAACGUCCAAGGCGGAGAAGCUGGCGGUAUCACACAGCAAAUCGGUGCUACUGAGGUUUCAAAUCAUUCUUUACCUGCAAUCAAAAAGUUUUUGAUCAUCGUUUUUUUUUUUGAUAUUUUCAAGUGUAUUAUUAUUUUUUGGAAUGUAGAUUUGAAAAAAAGGUAAGAAAAAAAACUACAAAAUAGUGUAGCCUGAACAGUUAGUUGAUAAGAUUGCUAAAAAAAAAAUUGGAAAAAAUAGUUUUGAAGCAUACUUUUUUUAAUGAAUAAAGUAAUGCGCAGGUUCCCGCGGAAGCCAUCAAAGAACGUUGCCGUCAGGUGAAGGACUUCAAGGCCGACGCGAUGAAAAUCCCCGGAUUCCUCAUCAUUGACACACCUGGUCACGAAAGCUUCUCGUAACCAUAUUUCCAUCGAAAUAACUUCAGUAUUUUUUUUUUCUAGAAACCUGCGUACCAGAGGUUCGUCCCUCUGCGACUUUGCCAUUCUUGUCGUCGAUAUCAUGCACGGACUAGAGCCGCAGACGAUUGAGUCUUUGAAGUUGCUACUUAAGGGAAAUACUCCGUUUGUUGUCGCCUUGAACAAGGUCCGAUUUUCCUCCUUAAAUUAGCUCUAUCGAGGAGGAGAGCAUUUUGAAAUGAAAAAAUAAGAAAUCAACUUUUUUCACUUUUUUGACUACAGUUCCCACAAAAAAAAUCCUUUUCAGAUCAAAUAAAAACUUUUUUUAAUGACCAGUGCUAAUGUUUUUUUCUCAGAAUUUAGUUAAUUGAUGUUGGAGAUUGAUUUAAGAUGUUCAAGAAAAAAAUUAUUUAUAAGUUUUGCUUAAAAAAGGUCACUGCUUUUCUUCAAACCCCAGUAUUAUGUUUUCUGAAAUACGUUUUGAGAUGCUAUAUUUUUUUCUCAAUUGUUUUCUCUAAAAUAUACUAAUUUCUCUACACUUUCCAGAUCGAUCGCUUGUAUGAGUACGAGUCAAACCCGCGAAAAGAUAUUUAUGAGCAUCUGAAGUCGCAGAAAACUCGUGUUCAACAGGAAUUCAAGGAACGAUACGAGGCGGUCGUCGUGGCCUUCGCUGAACAAGUUCGAUUCUAACUAGUAAAUUUCUUAUUUCAAUAAAUCGAUUCUGAAGGGGGUGAACGUGGUUCUCUCGAACAAGAACAAGAACGAGGAGGAGUACGUGAGCGUUGUCCCGACCUCAGCCUACCUUGGAGACGGAAUCGGUUGGGAAAUACUCUGUGCUUUCCCUGGAAUAAUGUCCAUUUAAGGUAACAUCAUGAGCUAUAUCGUCAAUUCCACUCAAACAACGUUUGCGAAGAAAGUGGCGUUCAGUGAGGAACUCGAUGCGACCGUUAUGGAGGUUAUUUUUGUGUGGAGAAGAAAGAUUAUCCAAUAUUUGGGAGGAUUUCAUUUGACUUUCUUAAGAAGAUUCCGAUUUUCAAUAAUUGAUUCUAGCAAAACAGUCUUUUUAUAUUUAAAAAAUGAACGAUUUUCAUAUCGAAAAAUUCAUUUUAAAACGUUAUAUCAGCUUUCAUUAAACGUUCAAAAACCCGCGGAUAAAUAUCGAAAAUAGACAGUUUUGUACGGUUUUUAACUCGAAAGGCUGAAUAAUUGUUGUAAACUCAACAUGCGGUUCAUAUCGCUGUGAAAUUAAAUCGCGUGAAAAAUAAUAUAUAAAAUUGGAAAUUUAGUCUAUGAUCUUUUCUGGAUCGUUGAACUUAGUUUACAAACGAUUACAGGCCUCUUAUUUUAAAAAAAUCUAUAGGGAAAUUCCAAGAUUUUUCAAGAAAAAGUCUCUCCCAACAAGAUUUUUUAAGGUGAAAGUGAUUCCGGGACUGGGAACAACAAUCGAUGUGAUCCUGGUGAAUGGAAAACUCAAAGUCGGCGAUAUCAUCGUUUUGACCGGAAGCGAUGGAGCGGUCAUGACGCAAGUCAGAGAACUGCUCAUGCCGAAGCCCUUGCGGGAAAUGCGCGUCAAGGUUCUUUGGACUUUCUGAUAAUUCGCUCAAAGACGGGAUUUCAGAACGAGUACGUGCAUUACAAGGAGGUCCAAGGCGCGCGUGGAGUGAAGGUUCUCGCGAAAAAUCUGGAGAAAGUUCUGGCCGGGCUGCCUGUUUUCGUCAUUGGACAGUAUGACGAAGUCGACUACUUCAAGUUCGUUUUGAUCCCUGAAAUAACUUUCUUCACUGUUGAUUGGAAAUAAUUUCUAAUUUUUUUCGAAUGAGGCAACUAGUUCCAAGAAGGAUAUUCAUUUUACAGACAAGAAGCGGAUCUCCAGCUCUCCAAGGCCCUUCACGCGAUCCGACGCAAGCCAGAAGGCGUCUAUGUCCAGGCAUCGACCCUGGGAUCUUUAGAAGCCCUCCUUGACUUCCUCAAGUCUCAGAAAAUCCCGGUUUUUAUCUGUUUUUUCAACCUGUUUCAUAUUUAUUGAUUUCCAGUACUCAAACGUCAACAUCGGACCUGUUCACAAGCGGGACGUACAGAAGGCGAGUGCCAUGAAGGAACACAAGCUUGAGUGGGUUUUCAUCGAUUUUCCGGGCCCAGGGAUUUUUCAAGUUGACCAAAAUUAGUGAAAUUUCAAUCACAGAUACGCCUGUAUCCUUGCCUUUGACGUAAAGGUGGAAAGGGACGCGCAGACUUUCGCCGACCAGGAAGGCAUCAAAAUCUUCCAGGCGGAUAUAAUUUAUCACUUGCAGGACAGCUUCUUGAAAUAUAGGUUUAUUUUUCUUUUGAAUUAUCAAUAUUUACCUUUUUUCAGGGAAGAACUGAAGGAGAAGGCGAGGAAGGAUCAUGAGCAUUUAGCCAUUUUCCCGUGCAAGUUGAGGAUUAUCCCAACGCAUAUCUAUAAAACGAGGUAUUUUCAUUCAAAGAUUCAUGAAGGAAAAAAUCAAAUUUGUAGUUAAUUUGAUCUUACCAUGAAUAGUAAGAAACCACUCAAGAAACCACUCCAAAAAAUUAUUUUUGAACAUUUUUUUUUUUGGUUUUGGACAUUUUUCUAGCAGUCUAUUGAACAAAAAAGGAAAGUUUGCGAGCCGAACAGAAAAAAUCCUUGAUUUUUCAUUCAAUUGAAUUGGAUCUCUCUAUACGCAUAUUCAUAAACAGAAACACAAUUUCAAAAAAAGAAGAAAGAAAUGAGAAAAAAACGAUUACAGAAGCAGUAUUUUUAGUUUGUAAAAAAAUAAUAUUUCAUAGAGACCCAAUCAUCGUUGGUGUGAGCGUGGAAGCUGGUCAAGUUAAGCGAGGAACCCCGAUUUGUGUGCCCAGCAAAGAAGUUUUAUCAUCACAGUUUCCCAAUCAAUUUCUGAAAAAUUAGGGAGUUAUGCUCGGAACUGUUGCAUCCAUCCAGAGGAACAACGAAGAAGUCCCGUUAGCGAAACAAGGAGAUGAGGUGUUUUUUAAAAUUUCUUCUAGAUUCAAUUUUUCUCUUCAAGAUUUGCGUGAAGAUUGAGAACACGACGGGAGAAGCGCCACGACUUUAUGGUCGACAUUUCAGUCAUGAGGAUAUUCUCGUGAGCAAGGUUUGUGGAGAAUUCCUUCUUCAAGCAUUGCUCUGGGAAAAUAAGACAUACAGAAUAGAAAAAAGAAGUGCCGCACUUUUUUUUUGUCGGCGAACUUUUGGGGCAUAUUUUCGGGUUUUCAUCGAAAUCUGUGCGUUCUAGUCAGAAGAAGACUUAAGAAAUAUAAAACUUCAUACCAAAAAAUUGUGUCAAAAAAGUUUUUUUCGUAUCUUUUCUGGCACAAGUCUUUAUCUCAAGUUUAAUUUAAUUCAAAUCAAUCAAUAAAAUCAUUUAUUUUUUUGUUAGUCAUAGAUGUAAUCGACUAGGCGGUGAACAAGAAUUUUCAAAGCUAUAACGAACAACCGCCUUUGGCGAACUAGAAGUUCAAACAUGUAGUCGAAAGAGUUGAAAGCAUGGUCUUACGGUCCUUCGCCUCGUUCGUCUGCGCGUAGUUCAUUCAAUUGCGCCUUGACGAGCUCACAUCGUAGCAGAUGUUGUGUUGAAGACACCGUGCUCUAGGUGGGAGCCUCGAAAUGAGAGCGACCACUUCUAGUGAAGAUUUCACACGGAACAAAGAUUUUACACAGAAUUCUUGAAAAAAAAAAUGAACGUUUUUUUUUCUUUUCCUCCUACUUCUCUCCAGAUGCAAAGUUUUUAUCUCAUCGACUUUCAAAUUUCCCUUUUUCGAUAAUUAUUCGAUCUUGAUGAACUUCGUAGACUCACACGAUUCAAGUUAAAAUUUUUUUGCAAAACAAAAAAAAACUUUUUUCUAGAUUUCUCGAGAUUCGAUCGACGUCUGCAAGACGUACUUCCGCGACGACCUGACCAAGGCCGACUGGCAGUUGAUCGUUCAACUGAAGAAAGUCCUUGACAUUAUGUGA